UUAAAUAUCCGCUCCCUUACUGGCGUCAGUACUCAAGAGGCCCUUCCUGGUUUUCGUCUUCUCGCCGAUCGGUCUAGAUUUCUAGGGUUCAUCACCGGCGAGAGGCGAGCAGAAGCGAUGAGGGAGAUCAUAAGUAUUCACAUCGGUCAGGCCGGGAUCCAGGUCGGGAAUGCCUGCUGGGAACUCUACUGCCUUGAACACGGCAUCCAGCCCGAUGGCAUAAUGGCCAGUGAUUCUACUGUAGGAGUGGCCUGCGACGCCUUCAAUACCUUCUUCAGUGAAACUGGUGCUGGGAAGCAUGUGCCAAGGGCCAUCUUUGUGGAUCUGGAGCCGACUGUCAUUGACGAAGUUAGAUCUGGAGCUUAUCGCCAACUCUUCCAUCCGGAACAACUCAUCUCUGGGAAGGAGGAUGCAGCUAAUAACUUUGCCAGGGGCCACUACACAGUGGGAAAGGAAAUUGUUGACCUCUGCCUUGAUCGUGUCAGGAAACUAGCUGACAACUGCACUGGGUUGCAAGGGUUUUUAGUCUUCAAUGCUGUUGGUGGCGGUACCGGAUCUGGUUUGGGUUCCUUGCUUUUGGAAAGGCUAUCUGUGGAUUAUGGCAAGAAGUCAAAGCUGGGUUUCACAAUCUACCCCUCUCCUCAGGUAUCUACAGCAGUUGUGGAACCGUAUAACAGUGUCCUUUCCACACACUCUCUUCUUGAGCACACCGAUGUUGCAAUUCUUUUGGACAAUGAGGCAAUCUAUGAUAUCUGCAGAAGAUCUCUGGAUAUUGAGCGUCCAACUUAUACCAACUUGAACAGAUUGAUUUCUCAGGUCAUAUCUUCUUUGACCACCUCCCUGAGGUUCGAUGGAGCCAUUAAUGUUGAUAUAACUGAGUUUCAAACCAAUCUUGUCCCAUAUCCUAGAAUUCAUUUCAUGCUUUCCUCAUAUGCACCUGUCAUUUCUGCUGAGAAAGCAUACCACGAGCAACUUUCAGUUCCUGAAAUCACAAAUGCUGUAUUUGAGCCUUCAAGCAUGAUGGCAAAAUGUGACCCAAGGCAUGGAAAAUACAUGGCUUGUUGUUUAAUGUACCGGGGAGAUGUUGUGCCCAAAGAUGUCAAUGCAGCUGUUGCGACCAUUAAGACCAAGAGAACUGUCCAAUUUGUCGACUGGUGCCCUACUGGUUUUAAGUGUGGUAUCAACUACCAGCCACCUACAGUAGUGCCUGGAGGUGAUCUAGCCAAGGUUCAGCGAGCUGUGUGCAUGAUCAGCAACAACACUGCUGUUGCCGAGGUGUUUUCAAGAAUCGACCAUAAAUUUGACCUCAUGUAUGCUAAGCGAGCCUUUGUCCACUGGUAUGUGGGUGAGGGAAUGGAAGAAGGUGAGUUCUCAGAAGCACGGGAGGACUUGGCUGCCCUCGAGAAGGACUACGAGGAGGUUGGGGCAGAAGGUGCUGAUGAUGAGGAAGAUCCAGAGGAUUUCUAAAUAAUCAUGUUUGCUGUAUGAUAUUAUUGUUUUUGGAUUUUUGUGGUGGUUUGUUUCUUCAGCUCCGAUCAGGUGGGUUUGUGUUGGGUACUUGGAUUGUUUAUGACCUUAAGCCCGUACUGUCAAGAACAAAUUAGUGGCAGCGGCUCUUUGCAGCUCCUCGUGCUUAUUAUGCCGCGUUGCCAAUCUUUUGGUUUUUGUUUAUUUUUGAAGCUAAUAUUUGUCUUCUCAUAA
Messenger RNA from Zingiber officinale, 1701 nucleotides. RefSeq names its product tubulin alpha-1 chain-like. Lineage: Eukaryota; Viridiplantae; Streptophyta; Magnoliopsida; Zingiberales; Zingiberaceae. Gene Ontology annotation, biological process: mitotic cell cycle; microtubule cytoskeleton organization. The record is from RefSeq and is a predicted model, not a curated record. Gene Ontology annotation, cellular component: microtubule; cytoplasm. Bases 118 to 1467 code for a protein of 449 amino acids. Gene Ontology annotation, molecular function: GTP binding; structural constituent of cytoskeleton. The transcript is spliced from 5 exons.